Messenger RNA from Mercurialis annua (annual mercury), 1475 nucleotides. Its product is annotated as CMP-sialic acid transporter 4-like. Gene Ontology annotation, molecular function: pyrimidine nucleotide-sugar transmembrane transporter activity. The record is from RefSeq and is a predicted model, not a curated record. Gene Ontology annotation, cellular component: Golgi membrane. NCBI's taxonomy places the organism in Eukaryota, Viridiplantae, Streptophyta, Magnoliopsida, Malpighiales, Euphorbiaceae. Gene Ontology annotation, biological process: pyrimidine nucleotide-sugar transmembrane transport. Bases 248 to 1306 code for a protein of 352 amino acids. The transcript is spliced from 14 exons.
UGCCACAGCAGCACUGCUCACGCUCACAGCUCACUCGUUCUCGCUUUCGAGUCCGAACUGAAGGGGACAGUUCUGUUUACAGUUCUCUUCUUCCUAGCUCAAAGAAUCGACUUCUUCAAAUCACUAGUAAAAAAACUGCUGACAAAUGUAAUCGUCAAUGCUCGUCAAUUGAGUAAUCCAGCGAGAGAGAUCUAUAGUGUGAUUUGUUCUUUUUUUGUUAAAUUUUCUCUAUUAGUCUGCAAAUUCAAUGGAAUACAGGAAACUUAAGGACGACGAUACAGACAACGACGGCACAACAGCCGACGACAUUGAAACCUCAAGAAUCAAUUCACAUCCAGUUUCCGUUAGUAAUGUGGCCGCCUCGAACGACCGAUCCAAGUGGAAACGCAAGGGUGUUGUUACGCUUGCAUUGACUGUUCUUACGAGUUCACAAGCUAUACUUAUUGUUUGGUCUAAGAGAGCUGGAAAAUACGAGUACAGUGUUACUACUGCAAAUUUUUUGGUGGAGACUUUGAAAUGUUUGCUGUCACUUGCAGCCUUAGCUAAAACCUGGAAUACUGAAGGUGUUACAGAAGAUAACAGGUUGAGUACUACUUUAGAUGAAGUUAUUGUGUAUCCCAUUCCUGCAGCACUUUACCUUGUGAAGAAUUUGCUUCAGUAUUAUAUUUUUGCCUAUGUGGAUGCUCCUGGUUAUCAAAUACUCAAGAACCUUAACAUUAUUAGCACUGGUGUUUUGUAUCAAAUGAUACUUAAGAGAAAGUUAAGUGAGAUUCAAUGGGCAGCUUUCAUUUUAUUAUGUGCUGGAUGCACCACAGCACAGUUGAACCCUUCUUCCGAUCAUGUUCUUCAAACACCUUAUCAGGGUUGGAUGAUGGCCAUUGUAAUGGCAUUUCUAAGUGGUUUCGCUGGAGUUUACACUGAGGCUAUAAUGAAAAAACGACUCUCAAGAAACAUUAAUGUACAAAACUUUUGGUUGUAUGUCUUUGGGAUGAUCUUCAAUGCUGUUGCCAUUGUAAUUCAAGAUUUUGAUGCAGUCAUGAACAAGGGAUUCUUCCAUGGAUACUCGUUGAUUACAGUUCUCAUGAUUCUUAAUCAUGCACUUAGUGGCAUUGCUGUAUCUCUGGUAAUGAAGUUUGCGGACAACAUCGUCAAGGUCUAUGCUACUUCCGUAGCAAUGCUCCUUACAGCAGUUGUCUCUGUGUUCUUAUUUAACUUUCAUCUAUCACUUGCUUUCUUCCUUGGCUCAACUGUUGUUUCUGUCUCAGUAUAUCUGCACUCCAUAGGGAAGCUAACAAGACAACAAUAACAAUAUUUUUUGUACGAUCUCUGCCAAAUCCCAUGUAAAGGUUCCUACUAAAUUUUCACUAUUUUUUCGUUACACAGAAAUGUUGUGUCAUGUAGUUACAGAAAUUAGAAGCAAUCACUCAUGUAAUUGUGUGGCUACGUGCAAUUCAAAAAUAUUUAUAUUUUGUAAA